AUGGAGAUCGAGGAUCUAGCCGUCCUGUGGACGGAUCUGGCCUUCUUCGACGACGAGGAGAGGGCCCCGGCCGCUCCGCCGCCGUUGUCGCCACCACCACCAGCGAGCACACCGCCACCGUCGCCAAAGCCGCCAAAUCCCCAAGUCCCCGUAAGGGGGACACGAAUUCAGCGGUCCGACACGAUGCAGCGCCGAAAAGCAGUCAUGCUUACGGCUCUGUUGCUCCUACUACCUGGGCGCCGAGGACGUCAGCCGAAGGCGCUGGCAGCCACUACAAUGGCUACCACCCGCCCCACGCGGCUACCAACGAAUCCGCCGCCGCAACGGCCGCCGCAGCAGACGCCGCAGCAACGGCCACCGCCGCGACGACCGCCACCAUCGCCGCAUCGACUGCCACCACCGCCGCAGCAGACGCCGCCGCUGACGUCACUAUCACGAGCCACAGGGAAGUAA
This is a messenger RNA of Harpegnathos saltator (Jerdon's jumping ant), 453 nucleotides long. Its product is annotated as atherin-like. NCBI's taxonomy places the organism in Eukaryota, Metazoa, Arthropoda, Insecta, Hymenoptera, Formicidae. The record is from RefSeq and is a predicted model, not a curated record. The coding region runs from base 1 to 453 and encodes 150 amino acids. The transcript has a single exon.